Messenger RNA from Eubalaena glacialis (North Atlantic right whale), 3092 nucleotides. It is a transcript of the gene RBCK1, whose product is annotated as RANBP2-type and C3HC4-type zinc finger containing 1. The record is from RefSeq and is a predicted model, not a curated record. Gene Ontology annotation, biological process: proteasome-mediated ubiquitin-dependent protein catabolic process; protein linear polyubiquitination; positive regulation of canonical NF-kappaB signal transduction. Lineage: Eukaryota; Metazoa; Chordata; Mammalia; Artiodactyla; Balaenidae. The coding region runs from base 99 to 1631 and encodes 510 amino acids. The transcript is spliced from 13 exons. Gene Ontology annotation, molecular function: ubiquitin binding; ubiquitin-protein transferase activity. Gene Ontology annotation, cellular component: LUBAC complex.
CGCGGCGCUGCCGGCUAGGCUGCUCCGCAGGUGACCGGGAGGUGGCAUUUCCCCGUAGCUGCAGCCCCCGCCUGGGGGGAUGGGCACAACCACGCCGGAUGGACGAGAAGAUCAAGAAAGCUGAGGAGGUGGCCCAGAGACUCACCCGAGCAGUGGCUGGCGGGGAUGAACAGGUGGCUAUGCAGUGUGCCAUAUGGCUGGCAGAGCAACGGGUGCCCCUGAACGUGCAACUGAAGCCUGAGGUCUCCCCGACACAGGAUAUCAGGCUGUGGGUGAGCGUGGAGGAUGCGCAGAUGCACACGGUCACUAUCUGGCUCACGGUGCGGCCUGACAUGACGGUGGCCUCCCUCAAGGACAUGGUGUUCCUGGACUAUGGCUUUCCACCAACCCUGCAGCAGUGGGUGAUUGGGCAGCGCUUGGCCCGGGACCAGGAGACCCUGCACUCCCACGGGGUGCGGCGGAACGGGGCCAGCGCCUACCUCUAUCUGCUGUCAGCCUGCAACACCUCACUCAACCCUCAGGAGCUGCAGCGGGAGCGGCAGCUGCGGAUGCUGGAGGAUCUGGGCUUCAAGGACCUCACGCUGCAGCCACGGGGCCCCCUGGAGCCAGUCCCCCCGAAGCCCGGGGGCCCCCAGGAGCCGGGGCGGGGGCAGAACGACGCCGCGCCAGAGCCCCCGCCGGUGGGCUGGCAGUGCCCCGGUUGCACCUUCAUCAACAAGCCCACGCGGCCUGGCUGCGAGAUGUGCUGCCGGGCGCGGCCUGAGGCCUACCAGGUCCCCGCCUCGUACCAGCCGGACGAGGAGGAGCGAGCGCGUCUGGCCGGCGAGGAGGAGGCGCUGCGCCAGUACCAGCAGCGGAAGCAGCAGCAGCAGGAGGGGAACUACCUACAGCACGUGCAACUGGAUCAGCGGAGCCUGGUGCUGAACACCGAGCCUACCGAGUGCCCCGUAUGCUACUCGGUGCUGGCGCCCGGCGAGGCCGUGGUGCUGCGUGAGUGUCUGCACACCUUCUGCAGGGAGUGUCUACAGGGCACCAUCCGCAACAGCCAGGAGGCCGAGGUUGCCUGCCCCUUCAUUGACAACUCCUACUCAUGCUCGGGCAAGCUGCUGGAGAGGGAGAUCCGGGCGCUCCUGAGCCCCGAGGAUUACCAGCGAUUUCUGGACCUGGGCAUCUCCAUUGCGGAAAACCGCAGUGCCUUCAGCUACCACUGCAAGACCCCGGACUGCAAAGGAUGGUGCUUCUUUGAGGACGAUGUCAACGAAUUCACCUGCCCUGUGUGUUUCCACGUCAACUGCCUGCUUUGCAAGGCCAUCCAUGAGCAGAUGAACUGCAAGGAGUACCAAGACGACCUGGCCCUGCGGGCUCAGAACGACGUGGCUGCCCGGCAGACGACGGAGAUGCUGAGGACCAUGCUGCAGCAGGGCGAGGCCAUGCACUGCCCACAGUGCCAGAUCGUGGUGCAGAAGAAGGAUGGCUGUGACUGGAUCCGCUGCACUGUCUGCCACACGGAGAUCUGCUGGGUCACCAAGGGUCCUCGCUGGGGCCCCGGGGGCCCAGGAGACACCAGCGGGGGCUGCCGCUGCCGGGUGAAUGGGGCUCCUUGCCACCCCAGCUGUCAGAACUGCCACUGAGCUGAGGAUGGCCUGGUCCCCAUGCUGACCCAGCCCCACAUCUGCAAGCUGCUGUGGGACAGGGCUGGUGCUUUGGCUCUGAUUUGUGGCCUGGGAGAUGCCUUUGCGCUUGGCUGAGACAGGGGCCCUGAAGAGACCAAGGCCCCUGAGCUGUGUGGAUGGCCUUGUUUGCUGUGGGCAUUGCAGAGGCCCUGCCUGAGCUGGCCAUUGUCCGCGGCUGCAUCUGCCCCAGUGCCUUUGCCCUUCCUGGGGCUUGCCAGCCAGACCUUUCAUCUCCUCUCUGUGGCUCCCAUCUCUGCCUAACCCAGCCUUAAACACAGCCCUGGCCGGAGGCCUUGCUGGAUGGAGCCUCUGAGAGCCCCGUGUGAGUCCACACUUCCCUCAUCCACCUCCCUCGUCUGCAGGACGCUGAGCACUCACAGCCUACCACCUCCCCUGUCGGCUUUCUGGGGGUGACUUUUCUCUGGCUUUGCUGUUGGAGGCCUGGGGCCUCUUAGAAUUGCUGCUAAUUCUGCUCAGAGCCAAGAGGGAGACCUGGCAGUUUCCAAAGACAGCCCAGCUGGUCCAGCUUCCGUAUCUCCCUCUUUGCCGCCUGUGUAAACUAAUUAAAAUGGUUUUCCAGGGGGCUUCCCUGGUGGCGCAGUGGUUGAGAAUCUGCCUGCCAAUGCAGGGGACACGGGUUCGGGCCCUGGUCUGGGAAGAUCCCACAUGCCGCGGAGCAACUAAGCCCAUGCGCCACAAUUACUGAGCCUGCGCGUCUGGAGCCUGUGCAACAAGAGAGGCCACGAUAGUGACAGGCCCGCGCACCGCGAUGAAGAAUGGCCCCCGCUUGCCGCAACUAGAGGAAGCUCUCACACAGAAGCGAAGACCCAACACAGCCAUAAAUUAAUUAAUUAAUUAAUUAUUUUUAAAAAAGGUUUUCCAGGAAGGGAUGAGUGUGAUGUCAUGAGAGGGAGCAAAAGGGUCAUGGGCUGCGACUCUGCACGGAGACAGGCAGGAUCCCAAGCUCUCUGGGAAUUGCAGCCAAAAGUUGAUGUGUUGGCCCCCGUCAGUGUAGAACGAGGGUGCGGCUGAGCACUGGGAUACUUGCUCUGGACUGAGCACCCCUGCACCCACUCGAGGGGCAGGAUGCUCUGGGUCAGCGUUGGCCUGGACAGGCAGCUUGCAGUGUGUUCAGAGUCCACAAGGCGGGGUCUGCAGGUCAGCGUGGGCUUCAGGGGGAGGGAGGGGCCGAGGCAGCAGCUACAGGCUGGCAGGAAAUUCUUGCUGCAAACUUCUGACCUCUCAGUGGGCAUCCAGUGUUGGAGAACAGAGAUAUUUCAGGAAGAGGUGAACCUGCUGCAGUUGCGGGUGAGAUUGUGAUCCUAAUUUUUAACAUCUCAGACAAGAUGGCACAGUAUUGGUCCAGUGCUGUUUACUAAGCCCACUCUGUGCUGGCCAGAGAUUAAUAAAACACGGUUC